Molecule: messenger RNA, 12853 nt
Organism: Pocillopora meandrina
Lineage: Eukaryota; Metazoa; Cnidaria; Anthozoa; Scleractinia; Pocilloporidae
Source: the annotation of a GenBank genome assembly
CGUUUUCCUUAAGCAAGCGUGCUAUUAACUGUUAGCCGACGCUGCUGUGAAAUAUAACGUUUUUGUGUCUAGACUUUCUAUGCAGUUCAUCUGAACCCUGUUUGUAACUUUUUUAAUCGAUAAGAUGGAGCCUCAAAUGCUCGUUAACCAAGGACUCAGCGAGAGCGUUGCUCAACGUGUUUCUGAAAUCUUUGCUUUGGGGAUUCUUUCUCCUGAAGAACUCGAUGACAGAGCGUUCGAAGCUCUUCGCGAAUUCAAUCAAGACGGCGCUUUGGAAGUGUUAGAUCAAUUUGCGAACAGUGACUUAUCUCAUGUGCAAAAUAAGAGCGCUUUCCUUUGCGGAGUGAUGAAAACCUACGUCACAAAGUCUUCUACGACAGGCGCUGAUACCUCUAGCAACCAGGGAGCGCCCAGUAAAGCCGACGAAGGGAAGAUAAAAGCUUUAUUAGAGAGAACUGGUUAUACGUUAGAUAUCACCUCGGGACAGAGGAAAUAUGGAGGUCCACCACCUAACUGGGAAGGUCCUGUACCCGGGACAGGUGGUAGUGAAGUAAGUAAAAUUAUUUUUCUAAUACCGAAGGUACCUAGCCUUACUUGGAAUUGAAGCAUGAUGUAAGUCUAACUGUCUAUGUCGAUGAAAUAUUUGUAGCUGCAUGUAUUUGAGAUAAUUCAAUCGGGUUCUAGCAAACAUUACCCUCUUGGAUUCAAUUAUUCGCUUGAAAAAAUAAAAUCAUCAUCGGUAAUUUUUUAAAGAUUUGGAUAAUUUAGUGAGAAGUUAUAUUAAUUUUCAAGUUAUAAGCAUGCUAGUGAGUUUAUUCACACAAAUUAUUUAAUAUUUGUGAGUUAUGAAAGCUCGGUUGAUUUUGAAGACUCACUAAAUAAGGAAUUAUACUGGAACAUGCAUCCAAGAAAAAUACCUAAAAGAGAGGACAUAACACAUGUAAGGCCAUAUUAUAAGGAUAAACCUGUUAAAUGAAUGGCUGCAUGAAAUUUCCUUUAAUGACAUAUACAAAUGGUUAUGAAAUCAUUUUUUAAAGAUGGUUGCCUGCAGAUCACUGCAGAUCUCCUUUAUGACAAGAUAAAAUCAAACCGAACAAAUUCAAAUAACUCAUAAUGGAGGGAAUUUCUCAGCAAACUUCCUUUUUUGACAAACUCAAUCAAACCAAACAAGUUCAAAUGACUUACAUGAGUGAAGUGAAACUGAUCUAUUUGCAAAAUUAUUGUCCUACAGAAAGGCUGCUGUCAGGUUUUUGUUGGGAAGAUCCCACGUGACUGCUUUGAAGAUGAAGUAAUCCCACUCCUCGAAGAAUGUGGUCAGAUUUAUGACUUCCGUCUCAUGAUGGAACCUGAAUCUGGACUUAAUAGAGGCUAUGGAUUCUGUACAUAUGCAACUAAAGCUGGUGCACAGAGUGCAGUCAAGAAACUUGACAAUAAGGAAAUUCGACCUGGCAAGAAGUUAGGAGUCUGCAUUUCAGUGGCAAACAACCGUCUCUUUGUUGGAUCCAUUCCAAAGAGCAAGACCAAGGAAGAAAUUUUGGAGGAAUUUGGAAGAGUCACCUCUGAUUUAACCGAUGUCAUUGUUUACUUGUCUUCAGAGCAAAAAGGCAAAAACAGAGGCUUUGCAUUCUUAGAGUAUGAAAGCCACAAAGCAGCUGCACUGGCAAAGCGACGGCUUCAGAGUGGUAAGGUUUAUGUCUGGGGAAUGGCUGUGGCCAAGGUUGAGUGGGCUGAUCCACAGGAAGAGCCUAAUGAUGAAGUUAUGGCAAAGGUUAGUAUAUGAAAAUGAAUUUGGCUACUUAGUAAUCAAUCAAAGGUAAUUUUGUUUUUAUAUCAGGUGAAAAUCUUUUUUCUAUGAUCACAAGGAACAUUUUAUAAAAAAAAUUGAAAAUCAGUAACUUUCUGUAAUGAUUCUUAAUUUAGAUUGUCUCAUCAGUCCCUGGUUACCAGAAAGAAAAAAAAUUCUGCUAAAUUUUAAGCCUGCAUAUUUCAAGCAUUGUUUUAGUGAUUCAUGGAGAAGUUGUUCAGUUUUUAGAAGAGCCAUUGUCUUUAGUAAGAACAAUAAAAAAAAAAAUUCAAAGCAAAGUACUGGUGGAUGAGAUGUUUUCUCCAUGGCAGAAGAAGAUAUGAUUUCAUUUUAACUUAACCAUGGUUUAAAUUUUUUACUUUUGUAGCUGUUAAAGAGAUGAAACAUGCCUGACCUCUUAACUCUCUCAAUCCCUUGUAUAGGUGAAGGUGGUGUAUGUCCGAAACCUGUCACCUGUCAUCACAGAAGAGAAACUACAAGAAGAGUUUGGCCAGUUUGGAACUGUAGAAAGAGUUAAAAAGCUCAAAGAUUAUGCCUUUGUUCACUUCACAGAACGCGAGGAUGCAUUGAAUGCGAUAAACGCACUAGACCAACAGAUGUGGGAUGACAUUUCUAUAAGUGUGUCCCUAGCAAAACCACAACCAGCAAACAGGGACAGUAGGCGAAGAGGAGGCCCUGGAAUGGGGCAAGGUCCUCGUGGAAACCAACUAAGAGGUGGAGCACCCAGAGGGCGAGGUCGUGGCCGAGGGGGAUAUGACCAAGGGUAUGAUAACAGUGGUGGGUAUGGCCAAUAUGGAGGUUAUGAUAGUGGAAGCAAUUAUGACAGCUAUUAUGACGAUGGUAGCUAUGGAGGAGGUGGGUAUGGUGGUGGUUAUGGUGGUGGGUAUGGAAAUGAAGGAUAUGGUGGAGGAGGUUACUACAGCCAAGGUGGCUCAAGAGGUGGGCCGAGGGGGUCACGUUCCCGUGGUGGUCCAGGUGGGCCAAGCAGAGGUGGACCUCGUGGCAGCAGUGGCGGUGGUGGCUUUGGUCGUGGAGGCAGGGGUGGACGUGGUGGUCCUCCUAGAGGAAGGGGUGGCAGAGGUGGAGGUGAUGGUGGCUAUGGUGCGCAGAAGCGUAAGUUUGGUGGUGAUGGUGCUUAUCAAGGCUCAGCUGGUGGCUACUCAGAACCUAAGAGGCAGUACAUUGAUUACAACCAUCAGUAUGGGCAGCAGGACUCCCAGCAAGAGUGGGGUGGUGACUACAACUACAGUGACCAGGGUGAUCAACAGUGGUACCAAGACUCCUGGUCGCAGCAGCAGGGAUGGUGAAGUGAUCCUGUAUUUGCUGAUUGGCAGCCAUUCAACUUGUCCAACCAGAUUCAUGUUGAAUUGAUCCAAUUGUGUCAUCAUUUUGUUUGGAGCCCAAUCAUUUCUUUCUCUGAUUGGUUUGGAUGCUGCAUCAAACAUAAAGGGAAAAGGCUUUUUCGAUGUUACAUUCUCUGUAUCAUUUUGUUUUUUAGCAAAAAAGAAGAAAUUCUUUCAUAAUCUGACUGAGUUCAAAACUUAAGGAAUCAACUAUCUUUUUUGAUCUUGAGUUACUAGGUAAAAGAGGAGAUUGUGUUGCAAAAUCUGUGGUGUUUCAUAUAAACAUUCGUAGUUCUUCCCAAAGUCUAUGAGCCUUGUCUAGUUCUGCUUUUCAAAUUCAAAUUUUUACAUUUUAAUCUUCAUUCUUUUGAACUUAGUAAAUAAAACUUCAAGUAUUGUUCAAAAAUACCGGUAGACUUAGAAAUAGACAUCUAAAGAAGAUCUGCAAUCCAAUGAUUGAUCGAGUGGGUUUGUUUAACAAUCAUAUAAUCUUGAACUUAAAUAAAAUUGCUUAUUCAAAAUUAGCCAGUAAAACCAGCUGGGUAUAAAUUGUAUGUUGUCAUUCUGUCUCCAAAAUGAAGAAGAAAUUCUGUGGGAAAUUGCAGUUGUAGUCAAAAGAUAGAAAUGAACUUUGAAACAAAAAUAAUAUAAUGUUGAAAUUGCAUCAGAAAAUUUUAUGAGCAAAAACCAUGGAUAAAUUAUAUCUGAAGUUGAGAAGGUCCAAAAGGAAUUGUGUCAAAAAUUGUAUGAAAAAAAAUUGUGAAAUGGUGACUGGAAAUUUCUUAUAAAAAAUGUGACAAUUUCCAGUUGAGGUACGACGCUGGCAGGCCAUUGUGGUAAGUGCAAUAUUGUGAUACUUGUGUUAGUAGCCUAGAGCCAAGUCUGUGUGGCAUUUAUUGGUGUGACUUAAGAACACUUCAAACUUUGUUGCAUUAGUAGGGUGGGGUGGGGAAAGGGGGUCAACAAUUUCAACCAGAAAAGGACUACGCAGCAUGAGUGAGCCACUUAAGGUUUCUUUUUGGACUUAUUUUACUCUUGAGACCUCAUCAAUCAAUGCUACAAGUGAGUGCAGAGGGUGUGAUUGAUACUGUCAAGUUGUAUUUGAAAAUUCUAGUGUUUAGGCUCCUCUCUAACUCGGACUGUCCUGUACUAAAUACCAAAUUUUAAGUUUAAGCAUGCCGGGUAAGGCAACUGGAAACGUCAAAAGUGAACCUAGACUCACUCUUACAUCAAUCCCAUCGCCAACGCUUCAGAAGAAUAACAGAAAACUUUAUCUUCACGACUUAUGCGAAUAUUUUCGCUCUAGUUUUUAAUUGAAGUCAUUUUUGAUGAUCAAGCGAGUUCGUAUGAAAUUAUGUCGCGAGUGGGCCUAGAGAAGAAAAUGACCUGUUACCUCAGGUUAACUUUAGCCAAAUGAAACUCGUGGCAGUAUGAACCGAACAUCGUGAACAUUGGUUAGAACAAGAGAAAUGAUCGUCUCUUAUUUCUAGCCAAGCGUAAACACCUAGCUUGAAAAACUUCCGCACGCAUCGUAAGGCUGAAAUUCGUUGUAUUGGGAGCAAGUAGCCUGGGACUAAGUUCUUGAAUAGGAAUUGUCCUGAUGCGCGCAUCGUCCGGUCUCAUCAAUCAACUCUCUCCUAAUAAAAGAGACGUGUGUGCGCGAGGGGGGGGGGGGAUUAGAGAAGGUUUCGACGCUGCCGCAUUUGUUUUCGCGCCAGUUCCUGCAAAACGAACAUAGCCUUAGGCUGGAAAUUGAGACACUUCAAGUGAAGGUUACUUAGUCAACUACAAUUUGUUCCCAAGAGUUUCCCUCAUGUCAGAAUUGGAGUGUUUCGACCGACUUCGGUGCUGAACGUAAACUGAGAUUUUUAUGGGAGGUUUACUACUUAGUUAAGCCUUGUCUCGAGAAUUUCUCACUUGAAAAUCAGUGAUGGACAUGCACCGUAUCCCUUCACUUCCAAAGAAAAGUACAAGACAGCCCCUCUUUCGAGAUACCGAUGUAGGGAACUUUUUUUUCUUCAAAGAUACAAGUUUUGCUUCUAGUCGAAAAAGACUCGUGUAAUCUUUAUAUCUGGUAGAACCGGUGCUGAGGGGGCGUUUGUAUGGAGCUUUCACUAUAGUUGACCACUUGUUGUCCGUUUUUUUUUUCUUUUUUCAUUGUUGUUUAUUCUUAUUCGCUUUAGAGACAAUUUACUGUGACGGGACUUGACAGAGUUGGACAGGAACGAAGGACCGACUGUUCUCCUCUACGAUGCUGUUAUCUUUAAGGGACACGUCCUUCUAUAUCAAAGGAGGGAAGAGAGAUUCUAGUAGUCUAACACUAUGGAUACCGGGUGUCACGAACGCCAAAAAACGUUCGAUUGUGCAGUGAAAAUCCCUCGUAACAAUCUCUAGCAAAGUAGGAGAUCAUUUAAGUGUCAGCACAGACAGUUGGCUUCUCACCUGUGCUGGAUGAACUUAGCCGGUAUCGGUUCCCACCAAAAAUGGUAUGCGAGGAAUAUCCCUCGCGUAGUGCAGUGUUAAUUACGGGCUACAGUUGGCUGUCAUUCGUGUAAAAUCAUAUUAUGGUAUGCGGAAGGCUUUAGGCUGGUUUUCACUCACGAUGAAGUCAGAGUCGGAGCCUAAAUCAGAAGCGCAGAUUGAUACGAGCCAUGAAAAUCAAACCGACAGUAAAGGAAGGAAAAUGUCGAUGGCGCUUACGACUCCUUGCUCUUGUCAGAGUCGUAAGCGGAAAACUCCAGUGAGAGGGCCUGAGAACUGGCAAUUUGUUUGAUAGGUUUUUCCGCUUCUGCUUUCGACUCCGACAAUCUAAUUUUCAUAAGCGUCGGAGUCAUAGUCGGAAUCGGAAGAAAAUGAAACCGUUCUAAUUCUUCGGACUCCGAUUUCCAGUUUUCACAAGGUCGAUUCCGUCGCCAGUAGAAACCAGCCUUUAGGUUUCACAGUAAGCAUCAUGUCCGACUUGAAUCAAAGGGUAGCGCUCAAUGAGGUAUUAAUGAUAAAUGUUUUUACGGUGGAUUACUUUCUUUUGCAGGUAGUUACAUUCACGGCGUUUUCAGUAUUGAAAGAAUCUUUCUUUCUUUCUUUUUCAUCCGUGCGACUCAGUGGAUCCGUUUAUUUUGUUUGGUAAUUUGUGUGCGUACUGAUGUCUAAUGGCUUGUGACGUUCUUUCAGUUAAUCUUUUUUGUAGCUUUUCUCUACUUGUUUUUUUGUUUGUUUGUUAACGCGAAAUUAGCUUUCUAGAAACAUUAUCACAGAAAAACAGGAACUUAGUGGGCGGGCCAGACCCUCUUCUCGUGGGAAGAUAUGGUUUCGGAACCCAAGCCAGGCUCACUUAAAGAGGGCUGGUUUGCACGUUUGGUGCCAGUGUAACUUAAACCAUGUCUGCUCUCGCUUCGGUAGCGAUGGAGCGGUGAUGGAAGCCGGAUCCGGCAGCUAGAAUGCGCCAUUGUAUUCCCGUAACUAUGACGUGUGGCAGAGGAAAAAGCCAUCAAACGUUGUUUAAAACAAGGUAGACAACGUAAACUCCACUGAAAGAGGGAGAAAUUACGAUUUUCACUUAUGUGGAUAAUUGUAGAAAGCAGUCUCGUGGGAAACAAAUUUAUGAGUCUUUAGAGGUGAAGACCUCUUUGAUGUUUUUGAGAAAGGAAAUGAUAUUAUUACAAAUAAAGGAAUUCCCAAAAUAAAAAACGUUUUUGUGUCAACUGAAUCAUCAGAAAGGGCUGGCUAAGCAAUGAACUUGGCACAGUGUGCUACUCCUUUAACUUGGGAAUGAAACAGAAUUGUUGUUCAUGUUUAAACGCACCAGUUUGACGGUCGGGUGAGCGGUGAGAAAGAGCACUGUCUUCCUGCUUUUGAUGUGACUUAUCAGGUGUGACUUGCGUGACUUGACGUGACUUGUCUGGUGUGACUUGAUGUGACUUGUCAGGUGUGAUUUGUGUGACUUGAUGUGACUUGUCAGGUGUGACUUGAUGUGACUUGUUAGGUGUGGGCUUAAGAUGAAUUCUUAGAAAGUUUGAGUUCUGCAUGAAAUUCUUUUCUACCCACGCCUGCAACAAAAUGUAGACGGUUUCAAUGAAAACGACAUUUCCAAAAAUUCCAUUCACCACAAGGACAACGUACAUCUAAAAGGGUUCAUUUUCCGCUCUUUGAUUGUGACAUCGUGAAAAUUACUGUGUCGGGUGGUGUCAGAUAAAUUCCUUGGAUAAUUGAUUCCAGAGUUUACAUAACAGUGAUAUGUAGGGAAAACUUCAAAGGAUAAAGUGACUGAGUUAAUAGGAUUAUGAAAAAAACUCCUAAUACAAGUUUUGUGAAAAGUUGACAGCAGUAAACAAUGAAAAGCUUGUAUCCAGUUGGUGUUUGGUUCCCUUUGUCGCGCGACUGGUUUUCAGGAUUACCGUUACGAGUGCUUGACGACGGUUGAUCGACUGUAGGUCCCACUAUUUGGGGGUAUGUAGCAAAAAUUGUAAGUGACGAAAUUGAUGAUCACGAAGCCACAGACAGAAACACCGUAUUUGGUACUGCUUCCGGUAUAGGUGGAAACAUUUACCACGAACGAGGUGAUUGUUUUCACUCUUCGCUCCACUGCAACAGGAAUCAAACCUGGAUUCGGCGUUUUUCACUACGGCAAUAAUUCCAAGGAAUAUUGCACCGAUCGGGAGCCAACGUAAAACUGCGACAUGGCUAAUUUUGUUGAACGUUUUUUGGGCGGAGGUAUCCCUUGAGAAUAUCCAUUGUUAAAUACUGUUUUGUAUUUUAACCCCUGUAUUCGUUUGUAUGAAAAUCGCUCUACAGCUCUAACUUGGGUUGUGGACUUCACGUUACUCAUUGUUUCAGAAUCUAAGUUUAUCUAUAGAAGAAAACAACUUUUAGUGGGAAAUCUAGAAAUGGAAAACUCGCGAAAAUAACCUCGUUGCAACAAAGUAAGCGGUUAGACAACAAGCGAUGCACUGUGGAAGUAAGGUGACGUGUUUUUAUUGAGAAUUUGACUGAAUUUUUACUUCCUAAGAGCGGUCGUAAAUAUUCCCAUAAAAACUCUUAUAAUUUCGCUGUGACUGGUACUUCGCGAGAUGAUCAUCUCACAGCUGGAGCUUGGGCUUGUGAUCACUGUUAAAAUUCGAAAUGCCCCAGGCUCUGUCUUAGUUUGAACCGACAGCCGAAGUUACAACCGAGUGGAUAUCGAUUGAAGGAACCUGUUUACUCUUGAGGUCCACCCCACAGAUAUCAUUCAAACACGUUCGCAGACCACGUUGUCUGGGCGUCCAAGCAUCGAAGAUUCUUAACGCUGUGACAGUAAUUUUACAAAUCGAACUUGCGAUGGAAUCAACGCAAGAACUAUCAGAAGACGCGCAGACACUUGUGGGCCAAGGGUUGAGCCUUCGAGUGGCUCAGCGAGUCAGUGCGAUCUUUGCUACGGGUGCGUUGCUUCCCGCCGAACUGGAUGACAGAGCUUUAGAUGCUUUACGAGAAUUCAACGAAGAUGGCGCCCUUGAAGUGUUAGAGCAGUUCGGAAACAGCGAUCUGUCUCAUGUGCAAAACAAGAGUGCUUUCCUCUGUGGAGUAAUGAAGACAUAUCGCGAGAAAAACCGACAGAAGGCUCACGGACAAACACCCGGAAACGAAACCUUGAGUGGCCCUGACGAAGAGAAGAUCAAAGCUUUGCUUGACAGCACAGGGUACACUUUGGAUAUCACUACUGGACAACGGAAAUAUGGUGGCCCACCGCCAAACUGGGAAGGUCCUCCUCCUGGGACAGGCAGCGAGGUAAUUUAAUAAAUAAUUUCAGUCGCGCUUGCCAUAAUUUAGUAGACAAUACGGUCUAUGGUCGUUUAGCCGGCGUGCUAGUUCGCCGACUUCCUCUUGGUUGACCACUCGGGUCACAUUGCCGACGAGUUUUGUCUGCUUCGCCGACUAUAAGAUCUCAAUAGUCAAUCGUAGAUAUUGUUAACGAUUAACGGAAUUCAGUAAUCAUUUAUAAACUAAACUUUUUCGUCGUGAAGAAUUUUCUUUCCACCCUUCAAUCGCAAGAAGUUUGUUUGUGAUUUUCGGUCUGCCGUUAAUAGCUAGAUUAAACUGUCGAGCAACGAACUUGUUAGGCAGAUGGAAAACAUAUUGGUAAACUGACUCGUCACAUACUGUUUUUUCAAGUAUCUGUUGCAUGGAUGCUCAGUUACCCCCCUCUCUCUCUCUCUAUAUAUAUAUAUAUAUAUAUAUAUAUAUAUAUAUAUUUUUUUUUUUUUUUUUUUUUUUUUUUUGUUUUUUAUUUUUGAUAAAAUGUGCGAACGUACCUUAAAAGAGAGAUAAAAGAAUUCGUGUAAGUUGGCAAACCGAUCAUAGCACGUUGAAGAAUUGACUUUGGUUAUCAGCAGAGUGGAUGCUAGUGAACUAGUACUGAAAUUUAUUCAGCUUCCUUUUUUUAUAUAUUAUUAUCUGUAAAAUGCACAGGUUAAAAUGAGAUGAAAUUUUUCAUUAAGCUUACUAGUAGCCAAAAUUGGUAUACAUUAUAUAAUUAAAUAUUUGUAUAUUUUUUCAUUGGAUCCACAGAAAGUUUGCUGCCAAGUGUUUGUUGGCAAGAUCCCCAGAGACUGCUUUGAAGAUGAACUUAUUCCUGUUUUGGAGGAGUGUGGCAAAAUCUAUGACUUUAGACUUAUGAUAGACCCUCUCUCAGGUCAGAACCGAGGCUAUGGCUUUUGUACAUAUUCUUCUAAAGAUGAGGCACAAGAUGCCACCAAGAGGCUAGACAAUAAAGAAAUCAGGCCUGGCAGAAGGCUUGGAGUUUGCCUUUCUGUAGCAAACAACCGUUUGUUUGUGGGCUCUAUACCCAAGAACAAGAAUAAACAGGAGAUCCAGGAAGAGUUCAGUCAAGCUACAACAGGACUGACUGAAGUUAUUGUGUACAUGUCAGCAGAAAACAAGUCCAGAAACAGGGGAUUUGCUUUCCUAGAGUAUGAAUCUCACCAGGCAGCAUCUCUUGCUCGGCGAAGACUCUCUAGUGGGAGAGUGAAAGUGUGGGGUAAUAUUACCCCAACUGUUGACUGGGCAGACCCACAGGAAGAACCUGAUGCAGAUGUCAUGUCCAAGGUUAUUAUGCAUUUUUUUAGAUUUGAAUCUCUAGGAAAUAUUUUUCUUUUAAACUAAAGGCACAAGUGCUAGUGUAGCCAGGGUGUGUUGGGUGGAAGAGAGGAAAGGAAUUCAAAUGCAAAGUGGUCAAGAUUUCUCUUUUUCUCUUUGUUGCAUAUUGUUCAGGCAAGCUUGCUAGAUAGGAGUUCCAUUGACUCUUAAAAAGGCACUGGCACAAGAGUUCCUUUACAAAAAAUUCUGGCAUGAGGCACUAAUGGAAAUUUAAACUUUUGUGCAAAACAAGAAAACUUGGUUUUGCUGUUGAGUGAGAGAAUCUUGAUGAUUGUUAUGCAGAAAAGCAAUAUAUUUUUCAUUGGUCCAGUUUUGUAUAGUUGUCAGGGGAUACAAGUUAGAAUAAUUUUACAUGUAGUCAAUCACAGUAAGAAGCCCAUGUCUCUGAAGGGGUAAGGCCAAACUGUAACACACUUUUAGGGACCUUUACCUCGAAAUUUGUCAUCUUAAGAAUGGCAUCACUGUUUGAGAUGAUGCAAAGAAAUUUAUAUUUCCUUGAGAAUGUUGCUUACACUGAGAGUGUAAGUAGAAUAUGAACUGUUUGUCUCCAAAGGUUGUUGGGUUGAAUAAUUUCAUAUUUUUUGAAAGAUUCAUAUUCUUUGCCUGUCAUUAUUUCUGUUUAAUGACAUUUUUUAUUGCUUUGGGUAUUUUGGUUUUUGUCUCCUCUUGUGUAAGUUUUUCCCAUUGCUUAUUAUUUAUGUAUUCAUGUGAAAUUAAUGAUUAUGGUUUGCAGGUUAAAGUUGUUUAUGUCAGAAAUGUGACCCCAAAUGUCACUGAAGAGCAGCUGAAGGAAAAGUUUGAAGAAUUUGGCACAAUUGAAAGAGUUAAGAAACUCAAAGAUUAUGCCUUUAUCCAUUUUGUGGAACGUGAAAAUGCAAUUAAGGCUAUAGAAGCAACAAACAAUUCUACGAUGGAUGGAGUAACACUAGAGGUGUCUCUGGCCAAGCCUCAGCCAGCGAACAAGGACAGGAAGCGUGCGGGGCAGUCUGGAUAUGGUUCCAUGAAUGCUGGUGCUCGAGGAUCCCGUGGAGGUCCACGAGGUGGAGGCCCUCCUGGGCGUGGUCGUGGCCGUGGAGGGUAUGGUGGGGGAUAUGGUGGUGGAGAUGGGUAUGGCGGAUACAGUGAUGGAUACGAAAGAGGUUAUGAAGAUUACUACGAAGGUGAUGGGUAUGGCUAUGGUUCCAGUGGAGGUUAUGGUGAUAGGAGUUACAGUGACAACUGUUAUGAUGAUUACUAUGGUGGUGGUAGUAGUGGCAGUGGAUAUGGUGGUUAUGGUGGCUAUGAUCGCUACAGUGAGAAUCCAAGAGGUGGUCCUCGUGGGCGCAGUGGCCCACCUCCCCGUGGAGGUCGUGGUGGCUUUACAGGAAGAGGUGGUGAACGAGGGGGAAGAGGAGGUCCCCGUGGUGGUCCACCCCGUGGUGGAAGAGGUGGUCCUCCAAGGGGUGGACCCAGAGGUGGAGGAGGUGUUGCCCCUGGUAAAAGGAAGUAUGGUGCUGAUGCUCAGGCAACAGUUGAGUACCCUGAGACCAAACGCAGAUACAUGGGUCAGAACCAGUCAGGAGGAGGAUGGGGAAGCCAGCCAAUCGCUCAACAGCCACUGUACAACGAAGGUGGUUAUGGUAACCAAGGAUCAAACCAGGAGUGGUAUAGCGACAGUAGCUGGCAAGGAUGGUAGACCAGUGGGAGAUAUUUUGGCUUACAACUGAUUCUGAUUUGGCAACCUAUUACACGGCCUUUCUUUGUCUGUUUCGGUUUUUAAGUUUGAAAUGAGGGAAAUUCAACAUUCUGUAAAUAGAGCUGUUUGGCUUGUUCUAGACUUGUCUUGUUGAUGAUUCAGUUUGGAAGCAGUUAAACAAUUUGAUCUGUGUGGCACCAAUACCUGAGGCAUUUUAUUUUUACAUGUGAUUGGACACAGCUCUCUUGAAAGAGUUUUUAGAUUCUUUUAGUUCAAUAUAAACUAUGCUGAUUGCUUUUGGAUGUAGCAACUUUUAGGUGAUAUGGAACCACUGUACUGAUUAUUUCUGCUUUUUAGCAUAGUAAAGUUCAUUGCUAUUAGUUUUUUUUAAGUUAAAUGACAGAUUGCUUUUGGAAGUUGAAAUGGCAAUGCCUUUUGCUUAUUGAAUGUUCAUUGUGAUUUGGUCAUCAGAAGGCAACCAUACUGUUUGGGCUUGUAAAGUUGUUUGAUUGAAGUCGUUAUGAAAAGAAUUAAAACUGCUAAUAAAACACAUGAUCUAAAAUGGCCUAGCAAGAAAAGGCUGGCUAAAAUGUAAGUGUCAAGUUAUUGAUUGUUCAAAAAAAUUCCCAUUGAAUUCACCCAAAGUUGAUAAAACUGAAAAUCAAUCUUGAUUGAAAAGUGAGAAUCGUACAUUUCUUGACAUGGGAAGGUGAGUAUUGAGACCUGACAGGUCUCUUUAUUCUAUUUUUGUUUGUUUGUUUGUUUGUUUGUUGUAGUUGUUGUUGUUUAUCUUGUCACUUUUGUGUUACUUUGAUUCAUCCUUUUUUUUUCCUCUGGGUGGUUCAUUAAUUUCUUCUAGGUACAUUGUCAAUCGCCAAUUAAUGUUGACCAUAAGAUUCAUCC